UCCGGCCCUGGGCGCGGGGUGCCGCCCCUCCCGCCCCGCGCGCGGCCAGGCGCAGCCCGGAGCCACCGCGCCCUGCGCCCCGUGCGAGCGCUCCCUGCCCGGGUCCCCGGCUCAGCCGCCCCGCAGGCCCAAGCCGCGCGCAAACUUUUGCUCCAGUGCCCGGCGCUCCUCCCAGGCAUGUGAAGCCCCCAGGCGCCCGCGCAGCCGCCAGGUUCGCCCCGGGAGCGGGUGCCGCGGGCCGAGAUGCUCCUCCGGGACCCGGUGCUGCGCCGUGGCUGCUGCUGGCCCUCGCUGCUGCUGCACUGCGCGCUCCACCCGCUCUGGGGCUUCGUGCAGGUGACGCACGGUGAGCCCCAGAAGUCCUGCUCCAAGGUGACCGACAGCUGUCAACACAUCUGCCAGUGCCGACCCCCACCCCCACUGCCCCCGCCACCCCCGCCCCCGCCUCCUCCCAGACUCCUCUCUGCCCCAGCUCCCAACGCUACCUCGUGUCCCGCUGAAGAAAGCUGGUGGUCAGGGCUGGCGAUCAUCAUCGCAGUAUGCUGUGCCUCCCUGGUGUUUCUCACUGUGCUUGUCAUCAUCUGCUACAAAGCCAUAAAGAGGAAACCCCUGAGAAAAGAGGAGAACGGCACCGGUGUUGCUGAGUAUCCCAUGACCUCCUCGCAGAGCAACAAAGGGGUGGACGUGAACAGCGCCGUGGUGUGAGUCUGCAGGCCCCGGACCGCUGGCCAGAGGGGCAUCUUGGUGGCACUGGUGGACACAGGAAAGCAGGUGGACACGCGCUGACACUGGGCUUGUCCGGGACUUCAUUGCCUUGCAGGCCUCCAGCCUCCCGAAGGAGAAACCAUCCUCUUCCCAGCCUCGCCCCUGGUCAGCCCACGGGCAGGGGCAGCGGACACCGGGCUGAGCCAGGCUCACCUGCAUGCAGCACUGGGGCCGCACUGCCGCCCGCGGCCUCCACGUCUCUUCCUGGUCUUGUUUUUGGUCCACUGACUGUCUCCAGGCUGCUGUCUAAAGCACAUGCUCUGAGAAGGCAGGGAGUCUGUCUGCUGGGGCAGGAAGGCAUCCCCCUUUAGCCAAAAGAAAACCUCUCCUCCUCCCCAGGAAGCCCGCCUGCUUCUUCCUUGACCUCUCUGUUCCCAACAGAAGCCAUGGGCGCAGCCGUGACACGUCCCCGUUCAAAGGUGCUUCCCACACAUCUGUCCGCCACCCCAUCUGCAGCUGUCUCAGCCUUCAGGGCCUGCCUUCUCCCUCCCGUCGCCACCGACACCUGGGGCCCCUGACCCCUGACUCCCCGUCAUGGAGGGCUGUGAGCCCAGCCUGCAGAGUCUCCUCCGGAUCGAGCAAAGGGGCCCAUUCAGACCCCAGGGUGGUGUCUGGCCAUCCAGGGCAAAACGACUCACUGAACCCCAGGCCCAGGGCCCAGGAAGGACAGGGGCCUGUCCUCAGUCUCAUUCCCACACUUGACCCUCAGAGGAACCAACACUUCCGUGUGAGCCAGGCCCUGCCUUCCCCGGCAGAGGCCACCACUUGUGCCAAACCCACCGCCGGCGCUCUGGCCUGGGCCCACCCGGCCUGGUGCUGGGGCCCCUGGGGCCUGGUACCCAGACCCUCUCCUGAGAGCCCCCAGGCCUCCCAUCACCCAGAAGAAGGCAGUGUCCUUCCCGUGGCUCGCUUUGAAUGUCUCUUAGGUUCUAAAAGUGCUGAACCCUUCAGAGUGGUUGGUGGACAAAGGCAAGGAAAGGAGAUGGGAGGAGAGGGACCCUCCAGGCCUGGUGACUCCCAUCUGCCAGCCUGUUUUGCAGGCCGCCACCGCCCUCUGGGCACGUCACCAGGCCCUUGGAGACAGCAGCCUUGUGGUUCUGCAUCCCCUGUGGGUUGGGAGAACACUCCCAGCCCUGUGGUUCCCUCACCACCCACACACUUGCUGAGAAGAAACCUGACACAGCCAGCAGCUCCACUGUCUGGCUACGUAGGGAUUUAGCUAGGGGACCCUCUCUGCCUCCCAAACCACCAGUGUCGUUCUCUGGAGGGUGUUUGGGCCACAGGUGAGACUUUCACAUCCAGGGGAGACUGACAGACUGAAAACCCAUCCCCAUUUGGGCUGAAUCUUGAAAAAUCCAUUGUCCGGGAGCCCCGGUGCCCACGGAGUUGUCUGUGUGCCGAGAGCAGGGCAGAAGGUGAGCAUGCUGUGGCCCUGACCCAGGUCCUGCCCCCAGGUCGGCAGGUGCAGGCCGAGGACAGGUCCAGGACAGACUCUGCCAGAAAGGACUUCUUCUUUUGCAUUUCCCCCCCGGGUGAGGACUGGGUUUGGGUGUGGAUUGGAUUUUGCUCUCUGUGCACCUCAGCACGGGGCCACCUGUGGCCUUCAUCCUGGGUGAGCACCUGACAGUACGCGUGGUUCAUGCCCUCCACUUCCCAAGGCUGCAGAGCUGGGUGACAAGCAGGCCAGAGGCUGUGGGUCCUCAGCAGGGCAGACCCCACCCCAGCUCACUUUCCCCCACUGCCUGCAGCCAGCUGCUGCGUCCCCUGCCUGUUCCCUGAGCCGUCACCCAGGCCAGACCCCAGCCCUAAGCACAUGCCAUCCUAAGUUCAGAAGUGAUGGGAGAGCACCUUCUGCUAGAGGGAAGGAUCCUGGCUAAGGGGCUCGUGGAGUGCUGGGCAGCCAGUCUGGGGGGAACACUGAGAGGGGCAGGUCACAGCCCAGCUUUUGCACAGACCCACUGGUCCCACCUUCCCCAACCCGGGCUUAAACUUAGGAGGCCCAGAUUUUGCAAUUAGCCUAAUCGUCCAGCCCCACAACGCUCCCCAAUGAGGAACCCCAGUGAACCAUCCAUCCAUCAUUCUGGGGCCAGUAUCCCCUUCCCUGGAGACACACAGCCAGGGGUCCCGCAAAUUGGGUUUGUCAAGUCUCCUCUCACCCAGUUAGCGAAAACUAAGAGAAGAGCCCGGUUUUUAAAAGAGAAUUCACUUGAGAACAAACCUAGAACCAGCCAUUUGGAAGACAGCUCUGAUGGGUGCAGGGGGAAAGCCCUACUGGAUUUUCAGCUUCAGCAACAAAAGCAUCCAUAAACCCUCCCCAGCCUGGUAAUCUGAGCUUAGAACUUUAAGGAAUGUACCUGCAGCCCUUAAACACGGACCAAUCCUCAGACUAGUCUGAACUUUCAAGAAUAAAAUGCACAUCCCUUCUCUACAUUUUCUCAAAUAGGUAUUUUUCAACCAUCUCCUAGUUGAGCCCAACUUUAGAAUGGCAUAUAGGAUCUCCCAGAGUUUUCAGGUGUUCUUUAGAAACUUCUAAAGCAAGUUUUGGAAGAAAGACUAAUAGCUGUAAAAAUAUAGACAUAUAUAUUAUAUAUAGUUAUAUAUAUUUAAAGAGAUCUCUAUAUAUAUAUAAUUACUGUACUCUCUGAAUCUGUACAAAGUAUGAUUUAAACAGCCCAGGUAGUGUGAGGUAUCUAAUGCAUGAACGUAAAUACCCUGAGGCCUGCCUUCCUAACAGUGUGCCGAGAGUACACGGGAACAUGGCUCUUGUUCCCAGGAGUUCUGUCUCGAUGGACAAAUACACACGGCGGUGCCGUCUUGCCCACCAACGAGCCAUUGAUGUCGACUCUGUGCUAAGACGUGGCACAGGAAGCAGGACCGGCCGCGUUGGGGGUGGGCUACAUGCAACUUCCGAGGAAGAAAG
This is a messenger RNA of Hippopotamus amphibius kiboko, 3685 nucleotides long. RefSeq names its product proline rich membrane anchor 1 (gene PRIMA1). The transcript has 5 exons. The record is from RefSeq and is a predicted model, not a curated record. NCBI's taxonomy places the organism in Eukaryota, Metazoa, Chordata, Mammalia, Artiodactyla, Hippopotamidae. Bases 244 to 705 code for a protein of 153 amino acids.